CACAGAAAAAAUUAAAACAUCAGCAUGGAGAACACAACGGCGCAGGAAAAUACAACUCAAACAAACCAAGAAUGUACGGAACUUAUAGUAGCGCUCUACAUUUACCAAGGAAUGGCUUUAUAUGCGAUCGUGGCCACAAUUAUUAUAACCUUUGUCGAAAAAAGACGAUGUAAAGCAGAGGUUUGCCAUGGUAGACCAGGACUUCCACUACCAAUAAAUUUCCUUGAUGGCACCACAAAUUCGAUCGCCAAUGCUGCAGCUUUUGGAUGCAUGCUGCAACACCUAUUUAUUCUUAUUUUCUUUGGAAGCAGCUUCUACGCAGCUACGAAAUGGUUGAUGGCACCUAUAUUUUUUCUUGCCUGCUUUUUGAUGUCUAUGGUAUAUUACCCUAUAUUUGCUUGCUUGAAUUCAUCGUCUCGACUGGUCGGAUCUAUCAUUGGAUUUCUGUAUACCUUAUUUUUGUUUUUGGUUGUUUUUGGUCAAAAUUACCUCUGUAACAAUGCAGGCUGGGUAUGGGCUAUCUACGGCAUUGUUUUUAUUUCUGAAAUAUAUCUACUGAUGCUUUUCAUUUACCGAAUUGUAACUGCACUGUGCAAGAAAUCCACAAAUUUGAAGGAACCUCUAGUGAAGAUUGACCAGUUGAUGCACGUCAAAGAUCUACUUCAGAAACCCAAAAACGGUGCCGAAGAAAUAAAGAUAAAGGAGAGGAUAAUUAAGCAUGCAGAUGCUGUUGUGGCUGAAGCUAAGCUUUGCUGUCUUCAUAAAAGUCUAUACAGAUGCACCACCAGAACACUUGCCAUCAACACCAUAGUCCUGCUUGUUUUCUAUUAUGAAUUUCUCUUGACCAUAUAUGCAAUCAACCUUUUUGGACAAAUAUAUGACCAUCUUGCUUCAAACAAAUACAUGUACAUAUCCUUGAUUGGGAUAAAAAUUCCAGAGUCAGCACUUCGCUAUUUACAGACUGCAAUACAAGUCAUCAGAGUCUCCCUUAUCAUCACCAAUAUCCUAUCAGCUGUUUAUCUAAUCGCAAAUAUGGUCCUCAUCUAUCGUUCUCAGAGACAACAUAUCAUUCAGAUAUGGAGAGGAGACAGGUCUUUCAUUCCCAAAAAUUGCACUCAAACACAUAGUGACAUGCUGGUGAAAAAUUUGAUGUACGCAGGAAACCAAGUUUCUCAUCUUCUUGGAGGUUAUUUAAUUUCACAGAUAGUUGUGUUCCUUGUCUGUGUUGUCGUGGCGUAUUGUGUUGUUUUACCUCUCAUGAAAGAGAUUCCUGAUUUUUUUCUAUCACCAUUGGAGGCUAUAUUACCUGGAGUGGUAUUCAUGUUCAUUUUCCGAGUUGUACUUCGAAUCAUCAGUCGUAAAGCUUUCCUACAAAAUCAUUACAUCAGUUCCGACAACGGGGAACACUGGGAGAAAGUACUGGCUUUAGAUAAUAGGCGGGUGUACCAGAAUCUGUCCUAUUUCCUGUUUUUCUACUAUAUACUGAUUGGUUUAUUCAGAUGUGUGUACCGGGUAUUAGUGUCCAUGUGUUUAGGAAUAUUAAACAUAGCACGUAUGGAUAGAUCCUUGUUGUUUCCUGGAUAUGAACAUUUUGAUAUCAGUUAUAUGACAUAUCUUGGGUUUCUGGAGGUUGAACUUCACCACUGUCACCCAGUCGUUGUUGUCUUCUGUGACCAAUUGAUCAAAACUGUGAAAAUUAUCUCUACUAAAUCUGUGCAGAGCCUUAAUUCCUCGGAUGAUCUUGUUUAUGAAAACAGGAUUUGUGGUCUCUCCAGUGUUUACACACGAAAAGUAAGGAAUAGGUGGCAAAAGAUGAAAACCAUAAUCUGUAACCAGUCUCUUUGCAAAGCUUCGAAAACAAACAUUUCUUUUGAGCAUCCUAUUACUGCAAAGAAAACUUUGGUGGGAUCCACAAUUAUUUAAUCUCUAGGUAAAGUGUAAAGUGAAAGUAAACCAAAAUUCUGGAUAAUUAUGUAGUUUUGUAGGAUAAAUCUUUGAUCUACAUAAAGAGCUCUAAAUCCAAAGUUUUUCUUGAGCCUAAUACUUAGGAUAUGAAAUAAGAAUCUCUGGAUGUUAUUCCUAGUUGUUUUUUUUUUUUUAUUAUUUCAUUAUUAAUUUUAGGAAUAGUGUACCUAUUAGAAAAAAAAUAUCCAGAUAUGUCAAAUAUACCUCUUUUAAAUAAUGAUAUACAGAAAAAUAAAGGCUAGUUCUUGUGCUUAGUUUUUUCCAACUCUAUUCUGGAUAUUAGAAUCUCCCUACAUUAAUUUUAUCACAGCGAAAGAUUUGAUUACAAUGAUGGCAAUGAAAUCUAAUAUGUCCAACUGUGAGAUAUUAAAAAUGCACUUAUCCUGUUAUAACUGUUUUAUUUUGUUGUGAUUAUGAAUAUCAAAAGUAUGUAUUCUUUCUUGUUUUUUUCUAAGAAUUAUAAAAACGCAUUUUUUACUUUUGUAUUUCUUUCUUCCAAU
Molecule: messenger RNA, 2465 nt
Organism: Saccostrea cuccullata (small rock oyster)
Lineage: Eukaryota; Metazoa; Mollusca; Bivalvia; Ostreida; Ostreidae
Product: stimulated by retinoic acid gene 6 protein-like
Exons: 16
Coding region: 25-1923 (632 amino acids)
Biological process (GO): vitamin A import into cell
Cellular component (GO): plasma membrane
Molecular function (GO): signaling receptor activity; retinol transmembrane transporter activity
Source: RefSeq, a predicted model, not a curated record